AUGGGAAUCAGACCAAACUUUGCUGAAGACGUGUACGGUGACAAGGAAAGAAAGAGCGCAGACGAUGAGCAAGUGGAAUACUCUGAAUCUUCGCUUGCGGCGAGGAGAUCGGCCAAUGUUUUGAAAUUGAAACAAUUAAAAGAAGCACAGCCCAUGAUAACUCCAGCAUAUGGCGGAUUCGUUCAUCAUGAAAGCUCGGAUAAUGUAGCCGCUAUCGAUAAAGACCUCGAUUUUGAGUACGGCGACAGUGACAGUGGUAUUCGAGAAAUGGCAGAGCUAUACAGCUACUCUGAGAUAGAAGAGUUCGGAAUCAACAUUAAUAACUGGAAAGAGUAUAUCGAGGAAUCAUAUGACAAGAAACAUGAAGAAUUUCCACCGACGUUUGAGGAAUUCAGCAAGAUUCAGAAAAACUAUGUCAUACAGGAUUUGUGCUCUCGGAUGGAAAGUGCUGACUUGGAGGUCCGAUUAAAAUCGGCACGAAUUAUUCUGUUCCUUCUACAGGGUUCUGCUUCUGAUUUUGCGUCUCUUGAAAAUGAAGAAAUCGAGUAUCAAUAUGACCAAAAGUUGCUUAUGAACGUUCCAAUUCGUAAAACCAGAGAGAUGGAUCCCGAUGGACCAACUAUGGUUUAUCAUCGAGCUAUCGAAAACUCAUUCGUAUGCUAUAAGAAUGGAGUGUUUCAGGCUCUUUGUACUCUAUUGAUGACCGAAAUCAAAGAACCAUUCGAGAAUCCACCGAACGAUGGUAGAAUUUCAAAAGCAAGUUCGAGAAGCAGCAGGAAUGCGAGUAUGGCUGACCUUUCUGAUUCAGAAAAGUUUCGAGCUCGACAGUUACCCACAAUGGUUGAUAACGAAAUGCUCCGUGUUAUUCUUGCUGGAAUUUACCAUAUGAUCGUUCAAAUUCUUGAUGAGCGGUCUGGAAGAGAAGAUGAUACAGAUGAAGAUAUCGAAUUGCGUAACGCCUUCCGAGAAGAAGUACAAGAACCAAUUGAGAAUGGAAACGAACCACUACUCAUCGUUCUCUUUGAUAUGCUUCAUCCGUUUUACAUUGGAACUGCUCCCCACUUUCCAAUCAAAAAAAUAGUCUUACUAAUUUGGAAGAUUCUGCUUCUUUCUCUGGGUGGAUGGGAAGAGCUUGCCGCAAAGAAAAGAGAGCUACGAAUUAAAGCCGGUCUUGAAGUUAUGGAAGACACUAUUACAGUGGCAGCAUCACAAGCUGCGUUUAUCGCCAAGGAGCAGGAACACGUCCGUAAUAUGGCUCACAGAGCUGGAAGUCUUGCAAGAGCUGGAAUGAUGGCUAGACAAAUGGCAUAUAACGAUGAUUCCAAAGAUGAAGAUGCCUAUUCAGAUACUAGCUCCGAAGCUUCCACAGUCAUGUCGAAAAAGGAGGACUCUCCGAAUGCGACGUCUUCAACUCCUCCUUCGGUUCCGGAGAGCUCGCAAAGUUUCCGCCAAAGUAGUGGUGAACAGACUCCUAGAGUUGGAUCCCCUGUUUUUCCAAUUGUUCAAAAGAAAACUUUGCCAUGGAAGUGUAAAACUAACGCUCAAGAUAUUGAGGAUUUCAUUCAAAAAGGACGACUCAAGUAUUUCAAUUAUGACUUCGAACCAGGAGAUUCUACUUCGCUUUUCGGAUUGCCCUCGGCGUUUUGUGGUGCUGUCAACAUUCUUCGCAAGAACAUGUACACAUCACUCACUGAAAUGCAAGUGAAGAAAGAAGAACAACUGAACAGAUAUUUAUUCUCAAUGAAAGAAGAGAUUCCUGAAACGAAAACAGAAGCAUUGUAUAGAAAGAUACUACCCAAUUUGAGCCAGUACAUUUGUGCCCUUGUGAAGGUCAUGGUCUCUUCGGUCCCAUCAACGAAGGCUAGACAUGAAGGACUAAACGUGCUGAUCGAUUGUCUUACACCAGAAAUGGAAGCUUCUGACAUUCUAUCGAAUUCGAUAUCCCUCGAUAAUUCAACUUCAUCUCCAUUGGAGGAAGGAUUCCGCCUUGCAAUUGACAUCAAUCGCCACAAGGAGAUCAUAGUAAAGUCGUUGUCAGCAAUUCUUCUUCUUCUCGUCAAGCACUUCAAGUUGAACCACGUUUACCAGUUCGAAUUCAUCUGUCAGCAAAUCGUUUAUGUGAAUGGAAUUCCACUGAUUUUGAAGUUCCUCGACCAAAACACAAACAAACUUAUUCAAUCGAGACAUGAAAUCUACGCCUACAACUAUCCACAAUGUCUCUAUCACUAUGUUCGCAAUAACGAAGAAUGGCCUAUCCUAACUCAGGAUAACAUCGAAGAGCCACGGCCUCCAGGUGCUGGUCCAUACUUUAUGUGGCGCAAUGUAUUCUUCGCCGUUAAUCUCAUUCGCCUUCUCAAUAAAUUGGUCAAAGCCAAAAAUGACCGAGUGAAAAUGCUGAUGGUAUUCAAGUCGGCGCCAGUUUUGAAAAGACUUUUCAAAGUUCGUGUCUCGAUUCUACAACUCUACGUGCUGAAGGCGAUAAAAAUGCAGUCACGAUACUUGGGACGACAAUGGCGGAAGAGUAACAUGGAUAUUAUAUCAGCAAUUUACUCGAAAGUUCGUCAUCGAAUGACCGAUGAUUGGGCUUUCGCUUCUGAUAUCAAACGGAAGUGUGACUAUCAAAAAGAGGAUAGUCUCAUUAAAGCAAGCAUCGAACGGUUCCACAGUAGACGGUAUUCCAAACUUUAUCCCCAGUUUGCUAUAGAGGUCAAUGACGCUCCGAUGCCUGGUGAUGACUAUUUGAAUCGAGUGGAUAUGAGGGACUACCAACCAGUGGACACCUGUGCGCAUUCAGUUCUUGGAGAAAACAUCGAACUUGGAUUCAAAUUCAAAAAAGGCUAUGAAAAAUGGCUGGAGCAAGAAGUCUUCCAAGCCAGAAUCGACUGGGAUAAACUACUCAUUGAGACACGAGGUGUCGAUGAUCUUAGUUAA
Caenorhabditis briggsae is the source of this 2931-nucleotide messenger RNA. Lineage: Eukaryota; Metazoa; Nematoda; Chromadorea; Rhabditida; Rhabditidae. The record is from RefSeq and is a predicted model, not a curated record. The coding region runs from base 1 to 2931 and encodes 976 amino acids. The transcript has 9 exons. Gene Ontology annotation, cellular component: cytosol. Gene Ontology annotation, biological process: cytoskeleton organization.